AUGGCAAUCAUCAGACAGUUUGGACUGCUGGUGUGGAAGAAUUCUCUUCAGCAGAAACGUCAAAUUGUGGUAACUCUGGUGGAGAUCCUUCUGCCCCUUCUUUUCUCGGGCAUCCUGAUCGCGCUUCGUCAGAAGGUGGACUUUAAGAACUACCCAAACGCUACAAUCUACAGAAGCUUUAAUGUUGAGAGUUUGCCAAUACCGGGUCCUCAAAAAUUUCAGCUGGGCUACGUGCCUGGCAACUCCACCGUGGUGCGGCAAGUGGCAAAGCACGUGCGAAACAGCCUGUUCCUCUCCUCAGUGCAGGGCUUUGAGACGGAGGAACAGUUGGAAAACUACGUGAAAAAUGACACCACGUCCAACAACAUGCUGGCUGCUGUGGUGUUUGAGCACCCUUUCACUCACCAUGAUGAACCCCUUCCCCUGAAGGUGAGAUAUCACCUUCGCUUCUCCUUCACACCACGCAACGCCCCACCCAAAGAAAAGUCAGAGCUGAACCCAAACAAUGACUUCGACUGGCACACACUCAGCCUCUUUCCCCUUUUUCAACUGCCGGGUCCAAGGGAGCAGUACGACAGGGAGGGUGGGACACCAGGUUAUUUCCGAGAGGGCUUUCUAGCCGUCCAGUACGCAGUGGACCAAGCCAUCAUGCUUGCCUACAACCAAACUGCUGCUAAACGUCUGUUUAGUCAGACCAAAGUGGUCCUUUCUCGGUUUCCUUACCCCCCUUUCAUCUAUGAUGUUUUCAUCCUGGCCAUUCAGAACCAGCUGCCUCUUCUCCUGGUGCUCAGCUUCACCUACACCUCCCUCAACAUAGUGCGAGCAGUGGUGCAGGAAAAAGAACGGAAGCUCAAGGAGUACAUGAGGAUGAUGGGCCUCAGUAACUGGCUCCACUGGAGCGCUUGGUUCCUGAUGUUCUUCCUCUUCCUUUCCAUUUCAGUAGUUUUUGUCACUUUGCUCCUCUGUAUCCAGGUGAGCCCUAACGGUGCGGUGCUGACCCACAGUGAUCCCACGUUGGUCUUCGUCUUCCUGCUCGUCUUCACUGUGGCCACCAUCAGCUUCAGCUUCAUGAUCAGUGCCUUCUUCUCCCGAGCCAAUGUGGCAGCAGCAGCGGGGGGCUUCAUCUACUUCUUCAGCUACCUGCCUUACUUGUUCUUGUGGCCUCGCUAUGACUUACUGAGCCAUGCCCAAAAGGUGUCAGCCUGCCUUAUCUCAAAUGUUGCCAUGGCCAUGGGAGCACAGCUUAUAGGAAUGUUCGAAGCCAAAGGUACAGGAAUCCAGUGGUCACACCUGUUUGACUCUGUGACGGUGGAUGAUGAUUUUUCCAUGGGCCAGGUUCUGUGCUUGCUGCUGUUUGACUCCGUGCUUUAUGGGCUCGUGGCCUGGUACAUGGAGGCUGUUUUUCCUGGAGAGUACGGAGUGCCUCUACCAGCUUACUUCUUUUUGCUGCCUUCAUAUUGGUGCAGCACCCCUCGCAUGGCUUUGGUAAAUGAAAAGGAGGAAGAAGAGGACGCUGAAAAGGCUCUGAAAGGAGAGUUCGUAGAAGAGGAGCCUUCUGGAGUAGUUUCUGGAAUAAAGAUUAAACACCUCACAAAGGAGUUUAAAGUAGGCAACAAGACACGACAAGCUGUAAAAGAACUGACACUGAACAUGUUCGAGGGACAAAUCACCGUGGUGCUGGGACACAAUGGUGCUGGAAAGACCACAACGCUGUCCAUGCUUACAGGUCUGUUUCCCCCCACAAGAGGCAGAGCCUAUAUCAACGGUUACGACAUCUGUCAGGACAUGGCUCUGAUUCGACGCAGCCUGGGUCUCUGUCCACAACAUGACGUACUCUUUGAUAACCUUACUGUGAGAGAACACUUGCUGUUCUAUGCACAGUUAAAGGGCUACCCCAAAGAGAAUAUCCCUGACGAGGUGGAUCGGAUCAUCCGCAUCCUGAACCUUGAAGACAAGCGACAGGCUCGGUCCAAGACCCUCUCUGGAGGCAUGAAGAGAAAGCUUUCUAUUGGCAUUGCCCUCAUCGGUGACUCCAAGGUUGUCAUGUUAGAUGAGCCCACAUCGGGCAUGGAUCCAUCAGCACGACGUGCCACCUGGGACCUACUGCAGGGAGAAAAGCGAGGUCGCACCAUUCUGCUCACCACUCACUUUAUGGACGAGGCCGACUUGCUCGGCGAUCGCAUCGCCAUCAUGGCAGGAGGAGAGCUGCAAUGCUGCGGGUCAUCGCUCUUCCUUAAGAACAAAUAUGGUGCUGGUUACCACAUGGUGAUAGUUAAGGACGCACUUUGCAAUGUGUCUGAGAUCUCACACCUUAUUCACAUGUAUGUUCCUAACGCUACGCUGGAGAGCAGCGCUGGAGCCGAGCUCUCUUAUAUUCUGCCCAAAGAAAGCACCAGCAGGUUUGAAUUGCUGUUUGCUGAGCUGGAGAUGAACAAAGAGAAGCUGGGCAUCGCCAGCUACGGAGCCUCAGUGACCACCAUGGAGGAGGUUUUCCUCAGAGUUGGAAAGCUGGUGGACUCUAGUUUGGACAUUCAGGCCAUCCAGCUGCCGGCCCUACAGUACCAGCAUGAGAGACGCUCUCACGACUGGAUCAUGGAUGACUCCAGCAGCAUCAGCGCCCUGACAGAUGUCACUGAUUUCACAGACAGUGGCACGCUCAUCUCAGAGGAUGGCUCCAACAUCAAGCUGAACACUGGGGUGAGACUACACCUGCAGCAGUUUUAUGCCAUGUUUCUGAAGAGGGCGCUGUACAGCUGGAGAAACUGGAAGGUGAUGGUGGCUCAGUUCCUGGUCCCUUUAAUCUUCACCGUCGUGGCCUUAGUCGUGGCACAAACUCUUCCCAAUCACAAGAAUGCUCCUCUGUUGAAGCUGGCCCUCAGUCAUUAUGGGCCCACCAAGGUCCCUGUGGCUGUGCAGCCUGGGUCGGGUCCCCUUGCUUCUGAUUUAGCAAAUGUCUACGCUUCCCAGCUCUCAGCCCAGCGUGCUGACCUUAUCAAUAUCACAGACUUCACGGAUUACGUCCUGACCCAGGCAGAGAGGGAAGGCAGCAGCUUCAACGAGCGCUGCGUGGUGGGGGCUGCCUUCAGCGGCAGCUCUCAGAUUUCCGAAGCAACGGCUUACUUCAACAAUCAGGGCUACCACACGGUCGCCACGGCCCUCAUGAUGGUGGACAGCGCUCUGUUCCAACUUAUAGCUGGGCCCAGUGCUUCUAUAGAGACCAGCAAUUACCCCAUGCCUCGAAAUCUGUCCGAGACUGCACGGAACCAGUUCACAGAGAGCAGAACUGGGUUUGCCAUCGCCAUCAACUUGAUGUACGGUAUGGCCUCAUUGUCCAGCACUUUUGCCUUGCUGCUCGUUACGGAGUCGGCCAUCAAGUCGAAGCACGUGCAGAAGGUCAGCGGCGUCUACCUUUCAAACUUCUGGCUUUCGGCCCUGCUGUGGGACCUGGUGAACUUCAUGCUGCCCUGCCUCCUCAUGCUGGUGGUUUUCCGAGCAUUUGGAGUCGAGGCCUUUGUUGAGAACAGCCACCUUGUCGACGUGCUCCUGAUACUCCUUCUCUACGGGUGGGCUGUCGUGCCUCUGAUGUACCUGCUCAGCUUCUUUUUCUCCACCGCUGCCUCCGCCUACACACGCCUGACCAUCUUCAACGUGAUUUCUGGCACUGCCACCUUUCUGGCUGUCACCAUCAUGACAAUCCCAGAAUUAAACCUGCAGAACUUGUCACACUUGCUGGAUAAAGUGUUCCUGAUUUUCCCAAACUACUGCCUGGGCAUGUCUGUCAGCCAGUUCUACCAGAACUAUGAGUUCAUCAAGUUUUGCACCGCGAGUCCCCUUAACGAAUUCAUCUGCCAAGUGUGGAACAUCACCUACCAGCCAAACUACUUCUCAAUGUACGAGCCUGGUAUUGGGCGCUUUCUCGUGUCCCUGGCGGUGCAGGGCGCCGUCUUCAAUAUCCUGCUGUACGUUGUCGAGCUGCAGUGCGUCCACACUCUGUGGAGAUUCGUCACGCUGCUGUGCAGAAAUCGUAAACAGUUGCCUCUCCUACAGGAUGCAGCGAUCCUUCCAGAGGACAGAGAUGUAGCCGAAGAGAGGAAGAGGGUUUUGGAGUGCCAGCCAGUUGUUGAGUCUAUGGUUGGAAGCCCUCUUGUCCUGCAGGAGCUGAGCAAGGUGUACAGCAGUGGGCAGAGCAUACUGGCUGUGGACAAGUUGUCUCUCGCUGUCGGGAAAGGGGAGUGCUUCGGCCUUUUAGGCUUCAACGGAGCAGGGAAAACCACAACAUUUAAGAUGCUGACAGGUGACGAGACCGUCACAUCUGGCGACGCCUUCAUAGAUGGAUACAGCAUCUUGAGGGACAUUAAGAAGGUGCAGCAGCGAAUAGGUUACUGUCCUCAGUUUGAUGCUGUGCUGGACCACAUGACAGGAAGAGAGACUUUAAGUAUGUACGCCAGGCUCAGAGGGAUACCAGAGAGGUAUGUCUCUGGCUGUGUGGAGAACGUCCUGAGGUCGCUGCUGCUCGAGCCUCAUGCUGAUAAACUGAUCCGCAGCUACAGUGGUGGAAACAAGCGGAAGCUAAGUGCAGGCAUGGCUCUGAUUGGUGGGCCUCCAGUCGUCUUCCUGGACGAACCUUCAACAGGGAUGGACCCUGUAGCCAGGCGGCUGCUGUGGGAUGCCGUUACUCGGACUCGAGAGUCGGGCAAAGCCGUGAUAAUCACUUCUCACAGUAUGGAGGAGUGUGAAGCCUUGUGCACCAGGCUGGCGGUGAUGGUCAAUGGGCAGUUCAAGUGCCUCGGGAGUCCCCAACACCUGAAGAGCAAGUUUGGUAGUGGCUACACCCUGCUGGCUAAAGUGCACGUGGAGGCAGAGCUAGAGGACAGUGACCUGCUGCUGUUUAAAGACUUCAUUGAAAGCACCUUCCCAGGAUGUCAGCUGAAAGAUGAGCACCAGGGAAUGGUUCACUAUCAUUUGACAGAUAAAACACUAACCUGGGCACAGGUUUUUGGCACUUUGGAGGCAGCCAAAGAGAAAUACCGGAUCGAAGACUACUGCGUGAGCCAGAUAACUCUGGAGCAGGUGUUCCUCAGCUUCGCUCAGUUCCAGCACUGUUCACAGCCUUAAAGGAAGCAUGAGGGAUCAUUAGCCAUGUUCCUGCCGUGCACACAGCACACAUGUGAAAGGACAGCAGGCUGUGAACAGGAGAGAAGAACUUUUAGUCUAACUUGAACAUCAAGAUUCACUGUCAUCGGUCCAGCUGCAUCAUUCAGCAUUUCUUUGUCUCCAUUGCCUUUAUGAGACGAUGCUAACGGUGUGAUGGUGUGAUGGUGUGUGUGUAUGGAUGUGUGUGUGUGUGUAUGGGGGGGAUCAAACCAAGUAAUGAACACUCACUUCUGCACCUUUUUUAGUGAAGUCAAACACAAGGACAUCUCUCACCCACUACGCUGAGCUGUAUAGGACAGGGCUUGUGUGUUAGAUUGUGCUGUUUUUAUUUAUAGUUUUAUUUGACCAAGAGUUUGUGCUUUAAUAUGAUUUUGAUCACGGGUGAACUGACCACUCUUACGGACGAUCAUAAACCUGUUGUUCACCUUUUAGCCUUAUCUGACAAAUGAUUUUUAUUUAUUUAUUUACAUUCCAACACUGUUGUUUCCAGUGGCACGUUCAUGCUACGACAACUGUUUUUACUUCAUUCAAGACUGAUUGGAAAGGAUCAGUAAUCAUUAAUGAAUGUCUGCAUAAACUACAGUCUGCAUAAACUACAGCGAGAAAGACCACAGCACGGAGAGCUUCGUGGCCGUCCUUCCUCUGAGCACUUUUAAUCCGUCCGGAGUUCAUACAUCUGUUCAUACUUCUUCUUCUUCACUUCUCGUGACGAGCUGGUGCUGGUUUGCUGCCAAAGACGUCACAGCUGCGACAUGUGGCAUCAU
This is a messenger RNA of Nematolebias whitei (Rio pearlfish), 5918 nucleotides long. It is a transcript of the gene abca3b, whose product is annotated as ATP-binding cassette, sub-family A (ABC1), member 3b. Gene Ontology annotation, molecular function: ABC-type transporter activity; ATP binding; ATP hydrolysis activity. Gene Ontology annotation, cellular component: intracellular membrane-bounded organelle; membrane. Gene Ontology annotation, biological process: lipid transport; transmembrane transport. NCBI's taxonomy places the organism in Eukaryota, Metazoa, Chordata, Actinopteri, Cyprinodontiformes, Rivulidae. The record is from RefSeq and is a predicted model, not a curated record. The coding region runs from base 1 to 5115 and encodes 1704 amino acids. The transcript has 30 exons.